This is a messenger RNA of Zygotorulaspora mrakii, 834 nucleotides long. It is a transcript of the gene ADD66, whose product is annotated as Add66p. The coding region runs from base 1 to 834 and encodes 277 amino acids. Gene Ontology annotation, cellular component: nucleus; cytosol. Lineage: Eukaryota; Fungi; Ascomycota; Saccharomycetes; Saccharomycetales; Saccharomycetaceae. Gene Ontology annotation, biological process: proteasome assembly. The transcript has a single exon. The record is from RefSeq and is a predicted model, not a curated record.
AUGUCAAAAACUUUGUUAAUUCCGCUAGUUUCUACCGGAAACGUCCCCCAACUGACCAUUGACUUGGUGUUGCACUCGUUAGCCGAUGAAUUCCAAUUCGUAACGUCCCUAGAUUCCACCUACAUUCAUCCGUUCACUGGCCCCUUAGAUUAUGUAUAUGAACAGCAAAGACCCGUCCUUUUUACAUCUUCUCCAGAUAAGAGAUACUCCACUGGGUUGGAGCUAUUCUACAGUGACCAAUCAUCUUUGUACGUGCUGCAGCAACGGACUCCCAUAAUUCAAGGAUAUGUAAACAAUUUCAUCAAGGAAGUUAUAGUGCCAUUGGUGGUCGAAUACAAUAUAAGAGAAGUGGUAAUCGUUGAUUCAUUCGGCGUGCUUGACGAAGAUGUCAUGGCAACAGCUUCCGUAAGUUUCAGAACCAGCAGUAAUUUUUUUUCAGACGGAAUAUGUGAGGUAAGAUCGGUUGGUGAUAUGAUACAGAGGUUUCAAAGCGGCUUACAUUUAAAUGAGGAAUCGACAAAUGAAAUUUCCACUUCGCUCUUCACGUUCACGGCCAACAGUGUUCAGCAGGAGAUCUCCACUAAUCAGCAAAUUUUCAAAUUUGCAUAUCAUCUAUUGAAUGCAACUGCGCCCAAUUUAGAAAGCAUCAAAUAUUCCAGUGUUUUUGUACACGAAGGCGACAAUUCGGAGGAUGCCCAUUUAUUUUGUGACCACCUCCCGGAGAUAAUACAUUCAUUGACCAAAAUAUCAACUCUCACUCCACCCAUCUCUUGGAAGGGUGUUUAUGGUUCACGGCCCAUUCCAGCUUCUUUUGUAGACGGCAUAUACAUAUAA